Messenger RNA from Hyalella azteca, 2276 nucleotides. RefSeq lists its product as uncharacterized. The transcript has 4 exons. The record is from RefSeq and is a predicted model, not a curated record. The coding region runs from base 63 to 2051 and encodes 662 amino acids. NCBI's taxonomy places the organism in Eukaryota, Metazoa, Arthropoda, Malacostraca, Amphipoda, Hyalellidae.
AUGAGGAAAAUCAGGCAGUUUAAUUCGAACCUCCGGACAGUCUGAAACUCUCAUCCUCGAAGAUGCGUCGCAGAAGCGCUUUUGCAAUUUGUGUAAUUUCUGUUUUGACGCUUUUCAGAGGAGUGUUUCAUAACGAACCGACGAUUUUGACCAAUAAAGAACCCAGAAUGCACAUAAAAAAUGUGGCAGGACCUUAUUAUAAGCUAAGACCGUCAUUAAAUAAGUGUAAAGAAAUGUUCACAAUCACGGAGGCUUCAACAAAAAGUAAAAAUAUGAGCGAACUCAUACACGAGAUACGCAAGCAAAAAAUCGAUGCAGAGCGAAUGACGUGGACGAUCAAUCCUUAUAGAAACCUUCGAACAUUUCUCCCGUCCAUGAUAGAAAAACUCUAUCCAACUUUUAACACAAGUGACACAAUCAAAAAAUAUUCAGGGGAUACGAAAAAACUUACGCAGCGAAUCCAACUCACUCGGUCAUGGCUGAAACAACUCAGUGCGGGGGAGAAAUUAGAGUUGCCAAAAGAUGCUAUUAAGUCCAUCCAGCUCGCCAUGCUUCACCAACAACGAGAAUAUUCCUACAAGUUGAAGUCGAGCGGCAAUCGUGUGGAACAGUUACACGGCCAGCUGCCGUAUGUGCCGUGUCGCAUCAAGACGCAGUUCAGCGAAGGGGAGCUGAAGCAGUGCUUCCGAAGGGCGGCGGAGGGACGCGAGACUCCCUACACCAUCGUCUUCAUGGGCGACUCCAAGAGCAGGAGACUUUACGACAGCUUCGUCACACAGACCAUGGCUCUGAACUAUACAUUGACUUCCCGAGGGGUGGCCAGAAGCCUUAUAGAAGGACUGCUCCACUACGAUCCUGAAGCUCCUCUCGCCUACGCCGUGCCACAAGACCUCCAGCAGCUCAAGCUGGUCCACGUGUACAAUCGUUUCUACGACACAAGAUUGUGGGAGUUCGCCAGUAACCGCGCGUUGAAGAAACUCGUGUCUUGGUGCACAGGGAAGGAACAACCACCCGACAUCAUCGUCUUAGAUUACGGAGACUGGGUUUUUGUGGACGUGGACGGUACGAAAAAAGUGACGCUGAUCGAGUCCUUGGAUUCGGUGUGGACAAUUCACGAGGUGUUGCUACGUCUCGUACUCCGUCUAGGCAACACUACUCAAGUGUUGUUCCACGUCCAGCACCGGCAUUUAUUGCAUUCAAAUCCAAGCAAGAAGUAUGCUUACUUCACACAAUCUAUUAGUAGUACAAAUUCUGAUUUGCUUUACAGACAGUUAUUAUAUCUCUGGACUAAAAUUUCAAGCAGACAGAGGAACAAUAGGUUCCCAAACUCAAAAAAAGAAUAUCGGGCAAAAGAUAAGGUGUCAAAAUUCAUUCGAAAUAUAAUGGAUGUGCUCCACGAUGAAUAUAUCGCUAAAAUGGAUGGAAUAAGUAAACUUAACCUUGAUAUUAGGCAGACAGAAAUGCGCCAGAAGAAAAUACAGAAGCUCAGAUCAUUUUCUUCAUCAAUUACCAACUCGUCCACCGACGAAACUUAUGCACCAACAAAUACGUACAAAAAUGAGCCCUGGUUUUGGGACACAACCCUGCCACUGGUUAAAGCGACGGAGGACGAAUGUGAAGAGCUGUACCAACACGACCCAGUGACGGCGAGUCUCCUGUCUCAACUGCUGACGCUGAGCCCCUUCAGAGGCGUCAGGCACAUGGUCGGGGUCCUCACCAGUCUCGGGGUCAACCCAGAAAGAAUCGUCGAUCAUUUAAGACGAGUUUCACUGGAUGACGACGCAGAUGAACCUAAGUUUAAUGCCUCUUUGAUGAAUAAUAAGUUUUCAGCUCUGUUUAAAUUUUACUCAGACGACGCAUUUUCUAUUUCUUCGGAAGUAAACAAAUAUUUCGAAGAGUUUGCGACUACUUAUUCCAUGCCGGACUUGGGCUGCAUGGACCAUAACCACCCGGGACAAGCUACCGAAAUAGUUAAAGUCACUCAACUACUGAACCUGGCAUGCAACAAACACCUACAUUCACCAGCCGAUUAUUGCUGUAGUGGAUACUGAAGUCAGUCACUAAUCUUAGAGCAUGAUAACAGCAUGACCCUGUUGAGAGCUGUAAGCCUUCGCGAGCAUGCAACCUUACAUACAGGCACGUAACUGUUUUCAAUUAAAGAAAUGUUAUGUUGCAUGAAAAUAUGUCGGUUCUUCAGCUAGUAUCUUCGCUAGAAUAGCACGCGUUUACAUAUUUCUCGAUCUCGAAAGAAUAUCGAUUUAGAUGAAAUUGUAACA